Drosophila eugracilis is the source of this 579-nucleotide messenger RNA. It is a transcript of the gene ave, whose product is annotated as protein aveugle. The transcript has 2 exons. Gene Ontology annotation, molecular function: protein binding. Gene Ontology annotation, cellular component: cytoplasmic side of plasma membrane. Gene Ontology annotation, biological process: cell surface receptor protein tyrosine kinase signaling pathway. The coding region runs from base 74 to 394 and encodes 106 amino acids. The record is from RefSeq and is a predicted model, not a curated record. Lineage: Eukaryota; Metazoa; Arthropoda; Insecta; Diptera; Drosophilidae.
CCUAGCUGUUAUCGGUAUAUCGGAGUAGUUUGUUUUCUUGCAACUUGCUAGCGAUUUUGUUUUUAAACUAAAAAUGGGCGAAGAGACUAGUAAUUCUACGCAAAACAAAACCAGGACUAAGACCACUCGGCCCAAGGCAGUAUACCAGUGGACUAUGAUUGAUGUCCUAAAGUGGUAUCGUCGCCACUGCGGGGAAUACACCCAAUACGAACAGCUCUUCGCCCAGCACGAUAUAACCGGAAGAGCUCUACUCCGAAUCACAGACUCCUCACUGCAAAGAAUGGGAAUAACGGACAACCGAGAUCGGGAAGCUAUUUGGCGGGAGAUCGUCAAGCAGCGACUUAAGACGGACAUAAUGGAAAUCCGGGAUAUGGAAAGGCUCAACAUACAUUAGUAUCCCUAGGUAUUUGUCAUUUGGAUAGAUUAAUUUUAGGUUUAAAUAUAGUUAAAAUCAAAGAGUCUAUUAUCAUGAAAACUAUCUUAUUCUUAUUCUUAAUAUCCUUAAAAUUCAUAUCUUGUCUUAGACUGUAUUUUUCCGAAGGUAGAAUGACACGAAAUACACUUUAAAAUGAGAGACUA